Messenger RNA from Osmia bicornis bicornis, 1811 nucleotides. RefSeq lists its product as uncharacterized. Bases 246 to 1595 code for a protein of 449 amino acids. The record is from RefSeq and is a predicted model, not a curated record. Lineage: Eukaryota; Metazoa; Arthropoda; Insecta; Hymenoptera; Megachilidae. The transcript has 10 exons.
AUUUACCGUGAUGUACGUAACCGCGUACACGGGAUUCGUUUCGGUUUUUGCAUCGUUGAAUUGGAGUGGUGAGGUAUGCACGAGGCGGGUUGCGAUGGUGCCGGUAACUGUGCUUCGCCGCCAACGCGAAAUCUGUGAUUUUCAUUACAUAUACUAAUUUAAUACCGAGAUUAAAUACAUCGAAUAACAAGGAAACAUGUGACUAAACUCCUUGCAAAAAUCAAGACUUACAAAAGAAUGUAAAUAUGGCAGAAGGUGGAACAGAACCAAAGUCCAAUGACAAUCAAGUAUCUAAACAUCAGUUAGAAGUAAACGAGUGUCUUGGUAAUUGGCUAGUGUACUUACAGAUGCUCAAUGGCCUAUGCACUGCCGGUACAAAGUUGGCUCAAUCGUUGCAAACACUUUUGUCUGUUCACGAUACAGUGGCUCAAUGCCGAUUAACUGGACAAUGUCUUGCUGGAUGGGAAGAGCUCACGAGAGCUACGUACAUAGCCAGUAAUACCGUAAGAAAUCAUAUUAUUGCUGCAUUAAGAGAUCAUGAAACUCGAGAAAGUGAAGCAGAUAAACAUGACAUACUUAGGGAUAAUUUGUUAACUUUCAUAAACUUGCAAUAUCAGUUUUGCGUUGCUUGCUGUGAAUGCCUAGGUGGAAUGGCAGAAUGCUCUUGUUCUCAAAGCGGCGCAGCUGAAUGUGACAUUGCUUCUCUACAACAAUGUUUUGAAAGACUGUAUAGUUCACCGCUACCAGUGUCUUCGUCGUCGACACAGCAGUCUGUGCAAAAUUGUCAUAGAUCACCUUUACCAUAUCCAUUGUUUCCUCUGCAGGUUCAGAGGAGAUGGUCUGAAACGGCAGCCGCAGAAAUGUCCGGCGAAGUCUCGGAAAAUCCGAUAAGAAGGUGGUCUAUGCCAUGGGAUUGCCGAAAUAUCACAGACUGGCCACGACAAGACGAUAGAUCUCGAUUAAGGGUUCCUCAUCAAGACAGAAGUAGAUCAACCACGCCUGAUACAAUAUGGAAGACAUCCACCAUGGCUAGUCAGGAUGGCUUACAGGAGGCAAUUCAAUUGUUAUCUUGCAAACCAGGAGUUAGGCCUUUAAAUCAAUUAACCGCUUACACUAAUCAACAUAUACCUGGUGUCACUUUAACAACGUGCAAUUUCGAGACAAAUUAUGAUUCAACAAUCUGGCCAGGAUCUCGCAAAGUAGGUUCAUCGAGAUGUUGGCCGCACGAUUCUCACUCAAGCGAUCAUUCUGAUCAAUCGGGACGCCGCGAAAGCGAUCAAAGUGCACACAGUGGAGAACACAGAGAUUCGGAACAAAGUGGAGCCAGUGGUAGCCAUGGAGACAGUAAAGAUAGUAUUCAUUCUCAUAGCGACCAUAGAGAAGUCGAACCCGGUACUGCAGACGUAUUACCGUCCCGUAAAAGCAGCUCUUCAACAGACUCUUGCAUAUCAGCUCAUAGUCGUUCAGGUUCUGAGAGCGCCGGUGGUGGGGAAUGCGCGAGGUCUCAGUUAUACUCGAUGUGGAGUGGCAGCGAUUUGCCGUUCAUUAAAUUGCCAGAAAGCAAUGAAACGCAGGACGAACAUCCGCCCGUGUAAACACUCGACAUUGGUAAAUGAAUUUUAUGCUUUUUUUUUUCGAACGCUAUCGUUGAUUUAUAAGAACGAUCAAAAUCGUUCUGACCAUUAUUAUAUUAUAAGCGUGAUUCAGUAAUGCGCGUUAAUAGUGCGUGAAUAAUGAAUUAAUGUACGUGAUCGUUGAAAAAAUACGCGUGAAACGCGACAUCUGAUCAAUAUAACAAACGUAGAUUUGAA